CCUCAAGCCAUUUUCAGUGGGCUUAUAAUGCGGUGGUCCUCGAAUUGCAAUUCUCAAAGCAUUACCUGAAGUAGGGGACGAUUUCUCAGCUUCUGCCUGCAUUUAAAGGAUUUUUUUAAUUUCGAGUUUGGUUAGAGGCUUUUACAUGGGAGAAGGAAGAGUAUUGGUUUAAGGAGCAAGAUGAAGAAACCACUCCGAAUUAUUUGGUGAUCCUUUUUUAAUUCGUUCCGUUCGGCCUGGCUUUCCCGGUUGACAUCUGUGCGUAGGCAGAAGAAGAUCAGAGAUGCAAGAUAGUUUCUGGACAAACUCGAUGAACUAGUUGACGAGGAAUAUAUGGUGGUAUUCUGCCUGGUAUGAUGUCUGUACAGAGCAGCUCAAACGUGGAUGUAGAAAUGCGUGUAGCUACUAAUCCAACGAGUCAUGCGGAGGCGGAGGACAGUCCUGGAAAGAGUAAAGACGAUGAGAAAACUAAUUCAGUUCUCUUUCCCAAGCUGUUCUUGUUCGCAGACUUCACCGACAUGUUUUUGAUGCUCGUGGGUACGAUGGGUGCUGUUGGCAAUGGCUUAGGUAUGCCCCUCAUGACAGUACUUCUCGGGCAAUUGAUUGAUUCAUUCGGAACUAACCAGCACAACAAAAAUGUGGUGCACCUCGUUUCCAAGAUAUCUCUGAAGUUUAUCUACCUGGCAGUGUUCACUGGUGCGGCGGCAUUUCUUCAGGUAACUUUCUGGAUGGUCACGGGAGAGAGACAGGCCGCUCGGAUAAGGGGACUGUAUCUACGGACGAUACUGAGACAGGACGUUGCCUUUUUCGAUAAGGAAACAACCACGGGAGAGGUUGUGGGAAGAAUGUCUGGUGAUACCGUUCUUAUUCAAGAUGCCAUGGGUGAGAAGGUAGGAAAGUUCAUACAGCUCGUGUCGACGUUCAUCGGGGGAUUCAUCAUCGCAUUUACUAAAGGGUGGCUGCUUACUUUAGUCAUGAUAUCAUCCAUUCCUGCCCUUGUGGUUUCUGGUGCCCUCAUGUCCCUGAUCAUAGGCAAGAUGGCAUCACGGGGACAAAGCGCUUAUGCAAAAGCGGCAAAUGUUGUUGAACAAACAAUUGGGUCAAUUAGAACUGUAGCGUCAUUCACUGGGGAGAAGCAGGCUAUAGCAACUUACGACAAGUUCCUUGUGGAUGCAUACAAAUCGGGAGUUCACGAAGGCAUGGCUGCUGGAUUCGGUCUUGGUACAGCCUUUUUGAUUAUCUUCUGCAGUUACGCACUGGCAAUAUGGUUCGGAGGAAAGAUGAUUCUGGAAAAAGGAUAUACCGGGGGUCAAGUGCUCAAUGUCAUCGUUGCUGUCUUAACUGGUUCAAUGUCCUUAGGACAGGCUUCUCCCUGCAUGACUGCAUUUGCUGCUGGUCAAGCCGCAGCAUGUAAGAUGUUUGAGACCAUCAACAGGAAGCCCAAGAUUGAUUCUUCCGACACAUGUGGCAAGACAUUGGACGAAAUUCAUGGAGACAUAGAGCUUAAGGAUGUUUACUUCAGCUACCCAGCCAGACCAGAUGAGCUGAUAUUCAAUAAAUUCUCUCUUCACAUACCAAGCGGCACAACUGCAGCCUUGGUUGGACAAAGUGGAAGUGGAAAAUCCACUGUGAUCAGUCUUAUAGAGAGGUUUUAUGAUCCGCAUGCAGGUGAAGUGCUCAUCGAUGGCAUAAAUCUGAAGGAAUUUCAGCUUAAAUGGAUACGGAGCAAGAUCGGCCUCGUAAGCCAGGAACCCGUGUUGUUUGCAUCAAGCAUCAAGGAUAAUAUAGCGUAUGGAAAAGAGAACGCAACCAUUGAAGAGAUAAGAUCCGCAGCAGAAGUAGCCAAUGCUGCUAAAUUCAUUGAUAAAUUGCCCAAGGGACUGAACACAAUGGUCGGUGAGCACGGUACUCAACUCUCCGGAGGACAGAAGCAAAGAGUUGCCAUUGCGAGAGCAAUUCUAAAAGAUCCUAGGAUUUUGCUUUUAGACGAGGCCACAAGCGCACUUGAUGCAGAAUCAGAGAGGAUAGUACAAGAGGCAUUAGACAGGAUAAUGGCUAAUCGAACCACUGUCAUUGUAGCACACCGUUUGAGCACUGUCAGGAAUGCCGAUAUGAUCGCGGUCAUUCACCAAGGAAAGAUAGUGGAGAGAGGUACACACUCGGAACUGCUAAAGGAUCCCGAUGGAGCAUAUGGUCAGCUAAUACGCCUCCAGCAAGUAAACAGAGAGCAAGACCAAGCGCCAGAUGAUCAAAAUAAACCACAAAAUCUCCUCGAUGGUAGACAAUCGAGUCAAAGAAUGUCCUUCUUAAGAUCCAAGUCGGGAUCAUCAGGUGUGGGAAAUAGCAGCCACCAUUCCUUAUCUAUCUCGUUAGGUCUGCCCACAGGGUUAAAUAUCCUUGAUGGUGCACCUGCAAAUCUAGAGUCCUCUUCCUUGGAGAAAACAGAAACAGCUGCAGAAGCUUCAAUCUGUCGUCUCGCAUAUCUUAACAAGCCAGAAGUUCCCGUGCUACUAAUAGGAUCUGUUUUUGCAAUCAUUGCGGGUGCUGUAUUCCCCAUUUUUGGUGUAAUAAUAUCUGGUGUUGUCAAGACAUUUUAUGAAGAACCUCAUAAACUAAGGAAAGAUUCGAAGUUUUGGGCAUUGAUGUUUGUGACUCUCGGCCUGGUGUCAUUAGUAGCAUACCCAGCAAGGACGUACUUCUUCUCGAUAGCAGGUUGCAGAUUGAUCCAGCGGAUAAGAUCAAUGUGUUUUGAGAAGGUGGUGCACAUGGAGGUGGGUUGGUUCGAUGAGCCAGAGCACUCCAGCGGUGCCAUUGGCGCAAGGCUAUCAGCAGAUGCAGCGACAGUGCGGGCCCUAGUUGGGGAUGCAGUAGCCCAGCUCGUUCAAAAUAGUGCCUCUGCAGUUGCUGGUUUGGUCAUCGCUUUUGUGACUAGCUGGCAAUUGGCGUUCAUCAUCCUUGCGUUGCUCCCUCUGAUAUUUGUUAACGGAUUCGUCCAAGUAAAAUUCAUUAAAGGAUUCAGCGCAGAUGCCAAGAUGAUGUACCAGGAAGCUAGUCAAGUAGCUACUGAUGCAGUUGGAAGCAUCAGGACAGUUGCUUCUUUCUGUUCUGAAGAAAAGAUCAUGCAACUUUAUGCCAGGAAAUGCGACGGGCCAAUAAAAGCCGGAAUAAGACUAGGGCUGAUUAGCGGAGUCGGGUUUGGGCUAUCGGUCUUCAUACUUUUUGCAGUCUAUGGCACUUGCUUCUAUGCUGGAGCUCGACUCGUCCAGGAUGGCAAGAUAACAUUUUCAGAAGUUUUCCGCGUGUUUUUUGCCCUGACCAUGGCAGCCACUGCAAUUACCCAGACAAGUUCCCUCACUCAGGACUCCACCAAAGCCAGGAGCGCAACUGCCUCAGUUUUCAAAAUCAUCGACAGAAAAUUGAAAAUAGACCCCCAUGAUGAGUCCGGGGUAACCCUAGAAAACGUGAAGGGAGAAAUAGAGCUUCGUCAAAUCAGCUUCAAGUAUCCUUCUCGCCCGGAUAUACAGAUUUUCAAAGAUCUCAGCUUGACCAUUCAUUCCGGCAAAACUAUUGCUUUAGUAGGAGAGAGCGGGAGUGGUAAAUCAACUGUAAUAGCUCUUUUGCAACGUUUUUAUGAUCCCGAUUCUGGUCACAUCACACUUGAUGGGAUUGAAAUUCAGAAGCUACAGUUAAAGUGGUUUAGGCAGCAGAUGGGCCUUGUGAGCCAAGAACCAGCUCUGUUCAAUGACACGAUCCGUGCCAAUAUAGCCUAUGGAAAGGAUGGAGAGGCAAUGGAAGCAGAGAUAUUGUCUGCAUCAGAGUCGGCAAAUGCCCAUAAUUUUGUCAGCAGUUUGCAACAGGGUUAUGACACAUUAGUAGGCGAGCGUGGAAUCCAGUUAUCCGGUGGGCAGAAGCAGCGGGUGGCCAUUGCACGUGCUAUAGUGAAAGAUCCAAAGAUACUUCUUCUCGACGAGGCUACUAGCGCACUGGAUGCUGAAUCUGAAAGAGUUGUUCAAGAUGCAUUAGACAAAGUCAUGGUCAAUAGAACAACAGUUAUAGUGGCGCAUAGGUUAUCAACAAUAAAAAAUGCAGACGUGAUCGCUGUGCUAAAAAAUGGAGCGAUUGUUGAGAAAGGCAACCAUGACUCUCUGAUCAAUAUCAAAGACGGUCACUAUGCAUCCUUGGUUGCUCUGAACACGAGCGCGGCAUCAUCCUAAUUAUGUUUUGUGCUACCUGCUAUGUUUAUGUCCUACUUUCCCAUGUAGCAGGUGGCCAUCCCGGUUUUUCUUGCGGGUUUCAUCAUGAAAAUUACCUGCGAGGUGAUGAGAAAGAAAGCCAGAAGUGCAUCUAAAACAUGUGGCGGAUGGCAACUAUAAAAAUAAGGAUAUCAGUGACGGCAUGUUUGUGUUAUAUGUCCUAUAUAAAGUAGCAACAAUUGUAAACAUAUGUUCAGCAACGUCAAAUCUGCGAUUGUGUUUUGCAUGAUGGAAAGGGUUGUGAAAAUAUUUUGAACAUUCUUUAGCCCCUA
Eucalyptus grandis is the source of this 4525-nucleotide messenger RNA. RefSeq names its product ABC transporter B family member 4. Gene Ontology annotation, biological process: transmembrane transport. Gene Ontology annotation, molecular function: ABC-type transporter activity; ATP binding; ATP hydrolysis activity. The record is from RefSeq and is a predicted model, not a curated record. Lineage: Eukaryota; Viridiplantae; Streptophyta; Magnoliopsida; Myrtales; Myrtaceae. Gene Ontology annotation, cellular component: membrane.